This is a messenger RNA of Micropterus salmoides (largemouth bass), 3162 nucleotides long. It is a transcript of the gene srpra, whose product is annotated as SRP receptor subunit alpha. Gene Ontology annotation, molecular function: GTPase activity; ATP hydrolysis activity; GTP binding. NCBI's taxonomy places the organism in Eukaryota, Metazoa, Chordata, Actinopteri, Centrarchiformes, Centrarchidae. The record is from RefSeq and is a predicted model, not a curated record. Gene Ontology annotation, cellular component: endoplasmic reticulum membrane; signal recognition particle receptor complex. Gene Ontology annotation, biological process: SRP-dependent cotranslational protein targeting to membrane.
AGCGAACGUCACUACCUGGUUCUGCAUCUGACGUGUCUAAAACAGUUUUCCACUGGUGGUUUUACUCGUAGGGGAUUUAUUAUCUAUUUAAGUAUUAUCUGGUACGCGGUGGCAAGAUGCUAGAUUUCUUCACCAUCUUCAGCAAAGGGGGGAUAGUUUUGUGGUGUUUUCAGGGAGCAGGGGUCACUGAAUCUUUCACUGGGCCUGUCAACGCUUUGAUCCGCUCCGUGAUCCUUCAGGAGCGAAGUGGGAACAAUUCAUUUACUCACGAGGGCCUCAGUCUUAAAUACAAACUCGACAAUGAGUUUGAGUUGAUUUUUGUGGUGGGUUUUCAAAAGAUCCUGACGCUGACGUAUGUGGACAAGUUCAUAGAUGACGUUCAGCUGCAUUUUAGGGAUCGUUAUAAGAAUGAGCUGGAGCAAAAGGGGGCUAUGAAGCUCCUCAACAACAACUUUGAAUUCGAGGAUGACUUCAAGAAGCUUCUUAGAGAGACGGAGGAGAGCAGCAAAGCUCGGAGCCACCCCAUGCGGACCUUUAAGCAGUCCGAGAAAUCCCAAAAAACUGUGAAGUCAAUGAUUGAGACGAAAGGUGGGGACAAAGGCAAGGAACAGGGUGGCAAGAAGAAUAAAAAUACCAAAAAGGAGGCUCCUGAACCUGUCAAAGCGGAUCAAGGCAAGGCCUCGUCUACUGGGCAGAAGAUGGUUGAGAAUGGUAACCAGGGCCUGACUGCUGACGAGGUCAUGCAGAAGAAGAGAGAGGAGUUCUUUCGCAAGCGCUCAGUGUUGCCUACUGAAAAACCAAGCAAGUCCCCAAAGCCUCAGAAGCCUAGGGAGAAACAAAGGCGUGUUUGGGACAUGGGUGGUAGCAGCACCAAGGAGCUAGACUACAGCGGGAGGAAUGGCGAUGGUUCACCAAAUGAUGGUGAACAGAACCAGGAAGCACAGAUUGACCUGGGGAUGCAACUAAGCUCAAUGAAGGGUGACCUGCUGUCUGUGGACUAUGAGUCCAGUGAGGAAGAGGAGAUGGAGGAGGAAGUGGAGAGAGUGGUUGUCAGUGAAACAAGCAAGACAAGCUCCAAAAAGGGUGGUGGUUUUGGGGGCAUGUUCGGGAUGCUGAAGGGCCUUGUGGGGUCCAAGAGCCUGACCAGGGACGACAUGGAGUCAGUGCUGGAGAAGAUGAAGGACCACCUCAUCGCAAAGAAUGUAGCAGCCGACAUUGCCUCCCAGCUCUGUGACUCUGUAGCCAAAAAACUGGAAGGCAAGGUCAUGGGCACAUUCACCACUGUGGCCUCAACAGUAAAGCAGGCCCUGCAAGACUCACUGGUACAGAUCCUGCAGCCAAAGCGAAGGGUGGAUAUUCUGAGAGAUGUCAUGGAGGCGCAGAGCCAGCGAAGGCCUUUUGUUAUUACAUUUUGUGGCGUCAAUGGGGUUGGAAAAUCCACCAACCUGGCCAAGAUCUCUUUCUGGCUGAUAGAGAAUGGUUUCACUGUGCUGAUCGCAGCCUGUGACACGUUUCGUGCUGGGGCCGUGGAGCAGCUCCGCACUCAUCAGCGGCGCCUGAACUCUCUGCAUCCUCCAGAGCAGCACGGAGGACGGCCGGUAGUCCAGCUCUAUGAGAAGGGCUACGGGAAGGAUGCUGCUGGAAUUGCCAUGGAGGCCAUUGCCUAUGCUCGCAACCAGGCCUUUGACGUGGUGCUGGUGGACACUGCAGGGCGUAUGCAGGACAACGCCCCCCUAAUGACAGCCCUGGCCAAACUCAUCGCCGUCAACAUGCCUGACCUAGUGCUGUUUGUUGGGGAGGCUCUGGUGGGCAAUGAGGCAGUCGAUCAGCUGGUAAAGUUCAAUCAGGCACUUGCAGACCACUCCAUGUCUGACAAGCCUCGCCUCAUUGACGGAAUUGUUCUCACUAAGUUUGACACCAUUGAUGACAAGGUUGGCGCUGCCAUCUCCAUGACUUACAUCACAGGCCAGCCUAUCGUGUUUGUGGGCACGGGGCAGACUUACAACGACCUGCGCAGCCUCAACGCCCGCGCUGUGGUCGGCGCCCUGAUGAAGGCUUAACUGGCUGCAUGUUCUGCUGUUUAUUCAUCGUCACAACGAAGCCAACAAUACCUUCGCCAUGCUGCCGUGAGGUGUUCCAGCCCUGCUAACCCAUGUUUCUCACCCUCCUGUUCGUGUGUCUCUACUUUGCAUCAAAUGAAGAACCCACGCACAGGACUUAUUCUCCCAGUAAAGGACAUACAGAACAUUUUGCAGCAAAGCCAGAGGGGCCUCCCUUUGCAUCCUUUUAAACUUUUGACCCUACAUUGAAACGUACCUCAGACCAGACUGAGUUUUGAAACAAUGAAGUCAAAUGACAAUUUAGCUGACUAAAUGGACCUAGGCUGUAAAUGUCAUCAGUUUACUGAUUUACACAGUAAAAACCUAAAAAAAAAUCCCUACCUGGCAUUUUGUCAGUCAGUUUUCCCCUCUCCAUGUAAACGAGGUCAGGUUGUGAAGGCUUGCUGGAUGUGGCAUUUCAGCAGCUGCCUGCUGCCUGAGGAAAGCUUAGUGACCAUAGUGCCUAUGUCUCCCGUCUUCUUAGUUAACACUUUCACUACAUGGGUGAUUAUUAUCCAUCGAAAGUACCACGGCAGUUCAGGUCAGAAACCGCUCCCUCUUGACUUGAGGAGCAGCCUGAAUGUGUUUACAACAUUGAAUUAUAAAGUGGAUAAUGAAUAUCAGCAUCAUAUUGUGACGUUACUAGAUGUUGGACUCCCAUGUCAAGAAAAACUAAUUCCGGAUGGAUUGUUCUGUGAAAGUCAUCUCCCAGAGCUCCCCGCCUGCCUAAUGUCAUUACAAAAUGGAGACAUUGAUUCCCAAGUUUAGAGCUGAUGAAAAGUGGAAAGAUAUUUUCUAAGUUAAAUUUUUUUUUUUUUUAGUUCUUACAGGUUGUCCAUAGAUUGUCAGACUACAACUUCUGUGGGGUCAAUUGAACGGUUUCCCCCUUCUGAUUGACUUUUCAUUUGUAAGAGGAACUAUACGUCUUAAACAUCUCUAGCCCCCUUUUAAUUUGUGGUAGUGCAAUACGAGAGAAUCAAGAGUUAUACAGAAUAUUUGAGCUAAUUUAUGAGAAUGUUAACAUUUCUAAAUAAAGCUGCUACAUGCUCCGACAGCCUGUAAA